Pocillopora meandrina is the source of this 1254-nucleotide messenger RNA. The record is from the annotation of a GenBank genome assembly. NCBI's taxonomy places the organism in Eukaryota, Metazoa, Cnidaria, Anthozoa, Scleractinia, Pocilloporidae.
AUGCAAGAAAAGCCAAGUCAAGUCAUAUAUGAGGACAGUGAAAGAGAGUUUGAUUACAAAACAGCGAUGGAAGCUUCUACAAGAAACGAAAAUGGGAAGAAACGCUACCACCUUCGUCAUAAGUCCCGCGAGGCCCGGAAUAAGCUCGCGGAAUUGGCCAAUUUUGAGGAGGAUGGAGAUGAAAUAUGCAGCGACUGCUUUCGAGAUUCGGCGCGGUUACGAAAGUACCCACAUUUGAGGUCAAGUCGGGAUUGCGCUACGGUGAGAGAGAGAAAUCGAAUGCAUAAAUUGAACAGAGCAUUUGAAGAGCUAAGAAACGUUAUACCAAAGGAUAGCUACGAUGGAGAAGAAAAACUCUCCAAGAUUGCCACUUUGAGACUAGCUAUUCACUACAUAAAUGUCCUCGAGAACAUCUUGGAACAGGAUUCGGGCGAUGAAAGCGAAAAAGACGAAGACGCCACGAGCAAACGACAACGUUUAAGUGAUGAGGAAACUUCUUCAAACACCAGCAGCGCAGAGCUUGAUUCACAAGGUUCUCCCGAGGGAAUUUUCUCUAAUGAAAGUAAGUAAACAUAAACUUUACGUAAUUUAAGUGUACACAAUUAAGCUUGCGUUCGCUAACAGUUUAAUGCCGAUUCGUUUGAAAAGGUGGCAAAUUUAUCACCUACCCUUGGGGUAAAACGAUAAUUUGCGAGCUUCAAGGGGGUAAAUGAGUCUCCAGCAUAGAAAAGUUGUGUAGUUUGGUGUUACCGCGAGCAAACAGUUUUAACGUAGAAAGGAACUUCAACUCUUGGAGUAAUCCACUUCAAUCCGGCAAAGGAAAUUGUGUGCUCCACCGUUCACACACCGGCUACGCUAUGAAACGUAAACACGAUAAAACGGCUUUUUAAAAUUACAUAUCAACACAUUCUCUUUAGUUUUGAAGUCUGAGUGGUCUUAACACACAUAUAUUUCCUGUGGUGGAUACUUCUAAGUCGGCUUACUUCAUAAAUGGUGCACGAUCUUCCGAUAAAAAAAAAACCCUCUAAACGUAAUCGAUCUGGUCAAUAUAAGCACUGUUCAUUGAUGAGCAAUUUACAACGAGUUGUUUGACUUUUGCAACAUUUAGCGACGUUUACCGACCCUGAGAAUUUUUAAUUUUCAGGUUUUUGGUGCGGUACUCUGGAAGAAUUUGUCGGCCCUCACUGCGAAGAACUUUCUCUCACCGAAGCUCUGGAGGUUUACUCAAUCACUAACCCAAGUCUGACAUCAUGA